This is a messenger RNA of Python bivittatus (Burmese python), 549 nucleotides long. RefSeq names its product dual specificity protein phosphatase 13A-like. Gene Ontology annotation, molecular function: protein tyrosine/serine/threonine phosphatase activity; MAP kinase phosphatase activity. Gene Ontology annotation, cellular component: cytoplasm. Gene Ontology annotation, biological process: negative regulation of MAPK cascade; protein dephosphorylation. Lineage: Eukaryota; Metazoa; Chordata; Lepidosauria; Squamata; Pythonidae. The record is from RefSeq and is a predicted model, not a curated record.
AUGAACACCGUCAGAUCUGACAUACCCUCCGUGAAAGAACUGGAAUGUCGUAUAGACAGCUGUAGGAUGGAAUUAAAUGCACUAGAUGAAGUGUGGCCCAAUAUUUUUAUAGGUAACAUGAUAGUGGCGCAUAACAAGGUGGAGCUGAGGCAACUUGGCAUCAGCCACAUACUGAACGCAGCCCAUAACACUUGGGGGAGCAAAGGAAAUCAGACCUUCUAUGGCUCAGAGAUCUCCUAUCAUGGCAUAGCAGCAGAGGACUCUGUCGAUUUUGACCUCAGUGUCUAUUUUCAUCCGGCCUCAGAAUACAUCCACAAAGCACUAAGAGCCCCAAAAGGAAAGAUCUUGGUUCAUUGCAUUCUAGGCAAGAGCAGAUCAGCAACUUUGGUUCUGGCUUAUCUGAUGAUUUACCAGAACUUGUCUCUGGCUGAUGCUGUUGAAAAGGUUCUGCAGCAUCGAGCAAUUUCCCCAAACUGUGGUUUCCUAAAACAGCUUCAAGAUCUAGACCUGGAACUGCGGUACAAGAAAAUCCUGUGUCAACUUUUGUGA